Lemur catta (Ring-tailed lemur) is the source of this 3317-nucleotide messenger RNA. It is a transcript of the gene NCAPG, whose product is annotated as non-SMC condensin I complex subunit G. Gene Ontology annotation, biological process: mitotic chromosome condensation. Bases 189 to 3245 code for a protein of 1018 amino acids. The record is from RefSeq and is a predicted model, not a curated record. The transcript has 21 exons. NCBI's taxonomy places the organism in Eukaryota, Metazoa, Chordata, Mammalia, Primates, Lemuridae. Gene Ontology annotation, cellular component: condensin complex; cytoplasm; condensed chromosome.
CGACAGUCUCGCGGUAGUUCCUCCUCCCGCGAGGGUUAUUUGAACACUCUGGCGGUAACCACGCCCUGGGCGCCCCAUGUGCGGCUCCCGGGAGUCUGAGGAGUCUGUGCUGGGAGCUCCGCCUUGGGGUGGUCGUGCCAGCCGCAGCCGCGCGCGGGCAGGGCUUGUCCCGGCAGAGUCUCGGCGCCAUGGGAGCGGAAAAGAGACUACUGUCGAUUAAGGAGGCCUUUCGGCUGGCGCAGCAGCCGCACCAGAACCAGGCGAAGCUGGUGGUCGCGCUGAGCCGCACCUACUGCACGAUGGAUGAUAAAACAGGUUUUCAUGAGGAGUUCGUUCAUUACCUUAAAUACGCUAUGGUGGUCUAUAAACGUGAACCAGCUGUGGAGAGAGUAGUAGAAUUUGCAGCAAAGUUUGUUACUUCAUUUCACCAGUCAGAUAAGGAAGAUGAUGAGGAAGAGGAAGAUGGUGGCAUUUUAAAUUACUUGUUUACUUUUCUCUUAAAGUCUCAUGAAGCAAACAGCCAUGCAGUGAGAUUUAGAGUGUGUCAGCUCAUAAAUAAGCUUUUGGGAAGUAUGCCAGAAAAUGCCCAGAUUGAUGAUGAUGUGUUUGAUAAAAUUAAUGAAGCCAUGCUUAUUAGAUUGAAAGAUAAGAUUUCAAAUGUGAGAAUACAGGCAGUUCUGGCGCUUUCACGACUUCAGGAUCCCAAGGAUGAUGAAUGCCUGGUGGUUGAUGCAUAUGCUGCUUUGAUUGAAAAUGAUCCAAAUCCAGAAGUUAGGCGAGCAGUGUUAUCAUGUAUUGCACCAUCAGCAAAGACUUUGCCAAAAAUUGUAGGUCGAACCAAGGAUGUAAAAGAGGCUGUCAGAAAGCUGGCUUAUCAGGUUUUAGCUGAAAAGGUUCAUAUGAGAGCUAUGUCUAUUGCUCAAAGAGUAAUGCUCCUUCAACAAGGUCUUAAUGACAGAUCAGAUGCUGUGAAACAAGCAGUGCAGAAGCAUCUUCUGCAAGGCUGGCUACGUUUCUCUGAAGGAAGUAUCUUAGAGUUGCUUCAUAGAUUGGAUGUGGAAAAUUCUUCUGAAGUGGCAGUCUCUGUUCUCAAUGCCUUAUUUUCAGUGACUCCUCUCAAUGAAUUGGUGGGAAUCUGUAAAAACAACGAUGGCAGGAAAUUGAUUCCAGUGGAAACAUUAACUCCUGAAAUGGCUUUGUAUUGGUGUGUCCUUUGUGAAUAUUUGAAAUCAAAAGGAGAUGAAGGUGAAGAAUUUUUAGAGCAGAUUUUGCCAGAGCCUGCAGUAUAUGCAGAGUAUUUACUGAGUUAUAUCCAGAGUAUUCCAGUUAUUAAUGAGGAACAGAGAAGUGAUUUUUACUAUAUUGGAAAUUUGAUGACAAAAGAGUUCAUAGGUCAACAACUAAUUCUAAUUAUCAAGUCCUUGGAUACCAAUGAAGAAGGAGGAAGAAAAAAACUGCUGGCUAUUUUACAGGAGAUUCUUACUCUACCCAGAACCCCAAUAUCCUUGGUUUCUUUUCUUGUUGAGAGAUUACUCCACAUCAUUAUAGAUGAUAAUAAGAGAAUACAAAUUGUUACAGAAAUAAUCUCAGAGAUUCGGGCACCCAUUGUUACUGUUGGUGUUAAUGCUGAUCCAGCUGAUGUAAGAAAGAACGAACUAAGGAUGGCUGAAAUAAAAGUUAAACUUAUUGAAGCAAAAGAAGCUUUGGAAAAUUGCAUUACUGUACAAGAUUUUAAUCGGGCAUCAGAAUUAAAAGAAGAAAUAAAAGCAUUAGAAGAUGCCAAAGUAAACCUAUUGAAAGAGACAGAACAACUUGAAAUUAAAGAAGUCCACAUAGAAAAGAAUGAUGCUGAAACGCUGCAAAAGUGUCUUAUUUUGUGCUAUGAACUGUUGAAGCAGAUGUCAAUUUCAACAGGUAUAGGUGCAACCAUGAAUGGGAUCAUUGAGUCUUUGAUUCUUCCUGGAAUAAUAAGUGUUCAUCCUGUAGUGAGAAAUCUGGCUGUUUUAUGCUUGGGAUGCUGUGGACUGCAGAAUCAGGAUUUUGCAAGUAAACACUUUGUAUUACUAUUACAGGUUUUGCAAAUUGAUGAUGUCACAAUAAAACUAAGUGCUUUAAAGGCAAUCUUUGACCAACUGAUGAUGUUUGGGAUCGAACCAUUUAAAACUAAAAAAAUCAAAGACCUUCAACAUGAAGGUAUAGAAAUAAGCAGUGAUGAUCAACAAGAGUCAAGAGAAGUUGAAGAGACUGCUACAGCGAAGAAUGUUCUGAAACUCCUUUCUGAUUUCUUAGAUAGUGAGGUAUCUGAACUUAGGACAGGAGCUGCAGAAGGACUAGCCAAGCUAAUGUUCUCUGGGCUUUUGGUCAGUAGCAGGAUUCUUUCUCGUCUUAUUUUGUUAUGGUACAAUCCUGUGACUGAAGAGGAUGUUCGACUUCGACAUUGCCUGGGCGUGUUCUUCCCCAUGUUUGCCUAUGCAAGCAGGACUAAUCAGGAAUGCUUUGAAGAAGCCUUUCUUCCAACUGUGCAAACACUGGCCAAUGCCCCUGCAUCUUCUCCUUUAGCUGAAAUAGAUAUUACAAAUGUUGCUGAGUUACUUGUAGAUUUGACAAGACCAAGUACAUUAAAUCCUCAGGCCAAGAAUUCGCAAGAUUAUCAGGCCUUAACAGUACAUGACAAUUUGGCUCUAAAAAUAUGCAAUGAGAUCUUAACAAGUCCAUGUUCACCAGAAAUUCGAGUCUAUACAAAAGUCUUGAGUUCUUUAGAACUCAGUAGCAAUCAUGCAAAAGACCUUCUGGUUCUAUUGAAUGAGAUUCUGGAGCAAGUAAAAGAUAGAACAUGUCUGAGAGCUGUGGAGAAAAUCAAGAUUCAGUUAGAAAAAGGAAAUAAAGAAUUUGGUGACCAAAUCUUAGCAGCACAGGAUACUAACUCGACUACAACUAUUUUUCAAAACAAAGAUGAAGAGAAUAAGGAAGUAUAUAUGACUCCUCUCAGGGAUGUAAAGGCAGCCCGACCGUCAAAAUCCACUCAGCUGAGGAUUAACAGAGGACAGAGAAAAGUGACAGCUUCAGCUAGGAUGAACAGGAAACGUCAGACUGCUGGGACUGACUCUGAAAGUGAUCAUGAAGUUCCUGAACCAGAAUCAGAAAUGAGAAUGAGAUUACCAAGACGAGCCAAAACAGCAGCACUAGAAAAAAGUAAACUUAACCUUGCACAAUUUCUCAAUGAAGAUAUAAAUGAGGAGCGGUAAUGGAGAUGGAAUCCUUUAAAAUUAUGUUCAUUUCUUUGCUUUAAUAAAAUUAUCCUUGUAUCAAAAUCAGAA